AUGACGAAAUUCCGACCCUGUAUAGACCUGCAUUCCGGUCAGGUGAAGCAGAUUGUAGGUGGUACAUUGACAACUGCUUCCUCUGAUUUGAAAACCAACUAUGUCUCGAAAUUACCAGCUGGUCAUUUCGCAAAACUCUACAAGGAGAAUGGUCUUACCGGUGCUCAUGUCAUUAUGCUUGGACCUGGAAAUGAAGAGGCAGCUAAAGAAGCCGUAGGAGAGUGGAAAAAUGGUCUUCAGGUCGGAGGUGGUAUUACGAAUGAAAAUGCUAAGCAAUGGAUUGAUUGGGGUGCUGAGAGGGUCAUUAUUACUUCUUUUCUAUUUCCCAAUGGGAAGUUCUCCCAAGAACGAUUGGAUUCCGUAUUGGAAGCUCUUGGUGGUGAUAAAGAAAAACUUGUCAUUGAUCUGAGUUGUCGAAGGAGAGAUGAUACUUGGUUUGUGGCUAUGAACAAAUGGCAGACCAUCACAGAUAUGGAGGUAAAUGCGGCAUCUAUCAAAUCCUUAGAGCCAUAUUGCUCUGAAUUCUUAAUUCAUGCAGCGGAUAACGAAGGCUUGCAAAAGGGUAUCGAUGAACAACUUGUCGAGAAAUUGGCACAAUGGUGUAGUAUUCCAGUCACUUAUGCUGGUGGCGGGAGAAACCUUCAAGAUCUUGAUUAUGUCAAGAAACUGAGUGGUGGAAAAGUUGACCUUACGAUUGGAAGUGCUCUAGAUGUUUUCGGAGGUUCUGGAGUCACAUUUGAUGAAUGUGUACAAUGGAACCAGAGGCAAGUUGCUUCUUCAUAA
Sclerotinia sclerotiorum 1980 UF-70 is the source of this 783-nucleotide messenger RNA. RefSeq lists its product as hypothetical. NCBI's taxonomy places the organism in Eukaryota, Fungi, Ascomycota, Leotiomycetes, Helotiales, Sclerotiniaceae. Gene Ontology annotation, cellular component: cytoplasm. Gene Ontology annotation, biological process: L-tryptophan biosynthetic process; L-histidine biosynthetic process. The record is from RefSeq and is a predicted model, not a curated record. Bases 1 to 783 code for a protein of 260 amino acids. Gene Ontology annotation, molecular function: 1-(5-phosphoribosyl)-5-[(5-phosphoribosylamino)methylideneamino]imidazole-4-carboxamide isomerase activity. The transcript has 3 exons.